GUUCUGCUCGAUCUCACCGUCGAUUGGUCGCUGGGUCGGGUGCCCGUGACGGCCAUUGGUCCACGGCGCGUCACCAGCCAAUCGCCGGACAAGCCGGCCGCGGAACGUUUCGGCCGCGAAAGCAGCUUACGGUACGAGUCGAAUCGCUCGCGUGAUUCGAUCUCCCGCGGAUCGUUUUGUUUCUCCAACAGCAUUCCGUCCAUCCGCGAAAGGAACGACUCUGACAAUCUCGCGUCUUUGACGAUCGCGAGAUCCGCACCUAUGCGAACGUGGCGUCGCGCCGCGCCGCGCCGCCGCCGCUGUCACCGCUGCGUUCCGUGAGCCGCUGCGGCGCCGUGGCCCGUGGCCACCGUCGGCAGUCAUCAUUCGUACGCGCGUCGCGACACACUGUCGCCAUUUCGCCGACCGGGACGGCGACCACGAUCACGACGACGACGACGGUAAGGACGACGGGGAGAACGCUGACGCUGGUGCUGAGACGCCCGCGGCGAUGAAGGAGAGCUGAGUGACGGCACGCUCGUACACGCCGGGCACACCAGAGCGAUGACCGGUUCGCGGCUGGGCAGAGGCCGAAGUGGCCGCCUGGCUUUGUACGGGGGCUGCACAGUGAUGGUGAUCUUGACGUUGAUUGUGUACCGUAACACCAUCUCGGAGAUGACCAGGCUUCAAGAAAUGCAGGUGCAAUGCAUUCAUCAGCAGGAAUCUCUCGCUGCUCAACUACAAGUAAUAUUUGAGUACAAAGUACGGUUGGAGAAGUCUUUAGCCGAGGAGAAGAGCUCGAAUGCCGCGGUGAAGCAAGAGCUACAGCAACGCGCGUCGCGGGAGAAAUCGCUGCGCGAUAAGGACAGUAUAGAGGCGAUGCAGAGGUUCAAUUCACUUCAGCAAACCUACAAGCUUCUGCAGUCGGAGCAUCAGGAUCUGCAGGAAGAAUGCAAGAAACGCGAGAAGCAGGCGUUGGAUGAGACCAACAGAUUGGAAUCGACGCUGCAGGACUUGCGCGCUCGCAUCCGACAGGCGCAGGAGGAGAAGGUGAAGGCUUUGGAGCACUUAAAGACCAAGUACCUGGAAGUAGAUGACGAGAAGACCAGGCUGGAGGAAAAGUACAACGAAUUGUUGAAAAGUAAAGACAAUACCGGCAGUACCGUCGACCACCUUAGGAAGGAGAUCUUCCAGCUCAAACGCGAACUGGAAAGCGCCAAAAAUUUGUAUGCUAAAAGUACAUCUUCUAGUUCAGUUCUGGUAACUCCUCGAGCGUCGGUGUUACAAUCGUUGCAGAAGGAAGACUCGCAGCCGAUCCCGGCGCCGCAGCAGCAACAACAGCAACAGCAGCAGCAGGUAAGUGCGCCACGGCCAGCAUACGUGUCUCAUGACCAUCGCGCAGUCGGUGGAGCUACUCCGUCGGUGGAAAAGCCGUUCAACGACGACACCAACGAGCCAGUCAACAAUAUUAGGUUCGCUCUGCAGAAUGGCAACGUCGUUCCAGCUGGUCCCAGCGAAGUGAAAGAGAUAGGCGAGCAGCACGAACCCUCGGCUAACGACUUACAACAAAAGCAGCAGCAGCAGCACCAGAAAGAUGUUGUCGAGCGUCCGAAUGUUAUAGAUGAGGAGAAGAAUGGCCUCGAUGAAGAACAAAGAAAACAGAGCGUGGCGAGUUCACGAAAAGUGGAGAACACUACCGUAGCGAACAACGCGAAUCUGGUGUCACCGUCUGUGGUUGACAAACCCGCGCCGCUACCGGCCAGGCCGCUGUCGAAGGUCAAGGUGCCGGCCGGCGUAUUGCCGAUACCGGAAAUCAUCGAGCAGAUCGUCGACCCGGAUGAGGAGAAACGUCAGGAGGAUAUCCGGAAGCGGGAGGACGCGGCGGCUGUUCACAACAAUUUGCAGCCACCGCCGCCAAAACUUGCCCCGGCGAACGCUCCAGCGGAUGACGGGAAGGAGGAGAAAGAGCCAGUGGUCGAACCCGGCAAUCUGGAUCCACCGUUUGUUGUAAAUCCUCCCGCGCGACACGUUGGUGAACAGAUUGACAGGAGAGCGAAAGACGCCUGGUUGAGGGUGAGGCCUGGAGUACAGGAGGUUGGCGAAGAACUCAAUCGAGUUCCUGGAUUAGACGAGGGGCAAGCUAACGGUGGUGACGACCAAUACGACGGUGGCGAUUACGACAAGGAGCCGCAGCAAAAGAACGAUAUUCAUCUAGCGGAGGGCGAAGACGAGGGAGAAGACGAGGGCGACAUGUUUGAAUAUCCGCAUAAUUUGAAGCAAGGAAAGCGGGAAUAAAAUCAACGUCGUUCAAAUGUUUUUUAAACGCGUCUGGCAACCCGGACGGCACAAGAGGAAGUCGAUUGAAAAAUAGUCAAACGACCUGAUUUGAUCUGACCUGAUCUGACCUGACCUGACCGAUCGUUUGGGUUUAAUAAGCGAAAAAUACUUAUAGUGUAUUAUAAUCUGUACGAAUCAUUCGAUGUGUGUGAUGUGUCGCGAAGAAUUAGCAGGGAUUCGAUCCAUCUUCAUUUUUCAUACGAAAAACUCUUGUACAAGAUUUUAGUUAAAUAUCGAUAUAUGAUAGUAUAUACACGGUACAAAUAAAUCGUUAAGCGCAGCGUUGUGGGCGUUUGAUGACAACUUAGGCAAUUCCGGUAAUUUCAAAAGAUACAGGACGAACUAUAACGCAUACUUUCGAAGAAGGAAAAAAGAUAGACUGUAUUUUUCUAGAUUAAGAUCUACCAUGUAUGAGUCAAGUGACUUAAUCGCGUUUAUUACUUGGGGUAUUCGUUACGAAUGCAUUAAGUUGGUUGGACUUAUUGUUAGAUUGCAUUGGUAGAAUUAACUUUAUAUCGGCAUAAUGUAAAAUACAAAAAUGACGAAACUAUUCAAUAUUUGUGCGUUAAAAUUAAUUCACUAAAAUAAUAAAUUGUUACAAUAAUAAAAAUAUUAUGAACUAAUUUUUUUUAUAUUUAAUCACAUAAUAAUUUACGUAAGGUAUAUAUGAAAACUUAAAUGUGAUUUAUAUGUGAUGCGCCUUAGCCUUUUUGUGUAUAAGUUCAAAAAGAAUUAGAUAAUUUGAUUGAAUUCUUUGCUAACAUCAAAAAAAUUAUUAUCAUUAAAUAACUUAGUACAUCAUGACACAUCACAGAAGUUUUUAUAUAAGUUUUUAUGUAAGAGAGUUACUUCUACUGUUGCAAUCUAAACUUUUUUACUCAUUAUUACUCAUGGCGACAAUGGCACAUCAAUAAUCGAUUUUGUCUAACUUUCGUUAAGACAACUUACAUUAAUUAAAGUUAAAUUAUUUUGACCUUAUUUUUUCUUUUUGUAAUGUCCGUUGUCGCUGACGAUUGCAAAUUACACGCGUCUGUUUUAAGCGAAAUUAAAUAGACGUAUUAUUAAAUUGAUAUAUAAAUAUAUCAAUAUAUAGAGAUGCGAUAUAUAUAUGUAUAUAUAUCGCGUGUUUAUAUAUAUAUAUAUAUAUAUAUAUAUGUUUAUUAUAUCGAUAAACUGACGUAUUAUCAAGUUAAUAUUUUCAAAAACAUUUAAUAGCAAAUUAGAAAAUUGAUAGAAAAAUAUUUACAUCUUAUUUAUUCUGUUCUUGCCGAAAGCCUGAAGAACAACUUAACUGAUUAAGAAGGUGAUUGCCAUUUACUUGACUAAAUGCUAUAAAUACUUCGAAGCAUUUUAUUGACUAAACGGAUCAAAUUUUAUGAAUUAAAAAAUGCUUUGAAACAUUUGUAGUGUCAAGUGAACUGUAGCCCAUGUAUUAAAAACUUAAUUGGGAAAGAAUUCUUAAUUAAUUCAUGACGAGCGUAGCAUAAUUUUGUUAUAGUUUUAGAUUUUUAGUUAUAUACAGAGAGACGAUAAAUGUACAUAACGUUCUUUUCGUAAUAAAAACAACUGAAAAAAAUAA
Molecule: messenger RNA, 3895 nt
Organism: Monomorium pharaonis (pharaoh ant)
Lineage: Eukaryota; Metazoa; Arthropoda; Insecta; Hymenoptera; Formicidae
Product: Golgi integral membrane protein 4
Exons: 7
Coding region: 544-2274 (576 amino acids)
Cellular component (GO): Golgi membrane; Golgi apparatus
Source: RefSeq, a predicted model, not a curated record